AUGAGCGAUCAAAAGACGACUAUCGGACGCGUUGUCGCCGGUGUCGUCGAUGUCCAACAGACUAUGGCUUUGCAGUUUGAUUCCCUUACAAAAGGACUAGAGGCUUUGAAGCUUGAGCAUCAAUCUGGCAUCUCACAACUCCGAGAAGAUAUUCGACGCUCGGACGAUCGAUCUCAAAAACAGUUAUCAGAUAUCAAUGCUCUUCAUAGUAAGGAGUUGGAAAGACUCCAUCAAAUUAUUCACGCUCUUCUUGCACGAGACGCUUCUUCCCUUGGCGCAGCAGCAAUGAUUCCACCGGCACAACUGCAACAACAGCAACAGCUUAUUAUGAUGCAACGUCAGAUUGAUAUUGCUCAUGCUCAAGCACAAGCCCACGCUCAAAACCAAGCAAUGGUGAACUUAUUUAGUGCCGCAAAUGGAGCACCAAAGCAAGUUAUUCCUGUCCAACAGCCAAUGAGUACUCCAGCACCACAAUUGAAACCUCAAGUUCCGACGCCGACUGCCGCAAUUUCAAUUUUGCCGAAGGCAACUCCAACUGCGGAAGUGACAAUCCCAACUUCGAAACCAUCUUUCCCGUCGACAACGUCCGUUGCUGAAAAGCAAACAACUUCUGUUGUUAUUCCUGAGAAACCAAAGAAUGCUGCAACACCGGCAUCCUCUGGGUUCUCGUUCGGUGGAACCACUCCAACUCUUCCAAUUUUCGGAAAGAAAACUGAAGCGACAGCUGUUUCUCCAGCAGUCGUUCCACCUGGUGAUGAUGAUGAUGAUAAAGAAGAAGAUUACGAGCCAGAAGGCGAAUUCAAACCUGUUAUUCCGUUGCCAGAUCUUAUUGAAGUCAAAACUGGUGAAGAGGAAGAGCAAGCGGUUUUUACAAAUCGUGCUAAGCUCUAUAUAUUUGCCAACGAAACAAGUGAAUGGAAAGAACGAGGAACUGGUGAAUUGAAAGUUCUUUACAACAAGGAAAAGAAGUCAUGGAGAGUUGUUAUGCGACGAGAACAGGUUCUCAAAGUUUGUGCCAACUUCCCGAUUGUUGGCUCGAUGAGCAUUCAGCAAAUGAAAUCCAAUGAGAAGGCCUACACAUGGUUCUGUGAAGACUUCUCUGAAGAUGAACCUGCUCAUGUGAAACUCUCUGCCCGUUUUGCCAAUGUGGAUAUCGCCACCGAGUUCAAAACCCUUUUCGAAAAGGCUGUCGCAGAACACAAGUCUACAGGAACUAUCGAUAAAGAAAUCAAACCCGCUGAGAAAAAAACUGAAGUUAAAAAAGAAAUUAAAGAAGAGAUAGAAAUUCCAGCGAACAAAAGCGCUGUUAAUGGUUUUGGCGACAAGUUCAAACAAGAACCGGGAUCGUGGGAAUGCUCGGUGUGUUAUGUCCACUGCAAACCCGAUGUUGAUGAAUGUGCCUGCUGUGGAACAUCCAAAGACGGAUCUGCGAAAGAAAAGAACAUAUUUUCUAAACCAUCGUUGCUUCAGCCAAAUCCAGGAACUCCGAAGGUUACGUUCGGUUUUGGCGCAUCUGCUCCAGCAAAAGAGCCGGUUGCUCAAACCUCUCAAUUUGGUGCAUCUCUCAAUGGAUCUCCAAGCACGAACAACAGCAUUUUUGGGGGAGGAACUCCAAAAGGCACCAACAUUUUCGGAGGUGGAACCACAAAUACUCCAACUUUCUCAUUCAACAAACCAGCAGCUGCAACGAAUGCUACUACUCCUUCUUUCAAUUUCAAUAAGCCUACAGGCUCAACUUCUUCUCCAGUGCCAGUCAGUUCAGCUGGUAACUCUUUGUUUGGCGGUGGAUUGUCCAAAACUGAUUCACCAGUAGCUACACCAUCCUUCUCGUUCAGUAAAUCUUCGGAAACAACUGCAACCAAGCCUACGUUUUCAUUCGGGAAACAGGCAACGACUGCGUCUUCACCGGCCGUAGCAGAUGAUAAAAAAUCUUCCGAGACACCGAAGAACGUGUUUGGCAGCUUUGCGUCAGGAGGAACGACGUUUGCUUCUUUGGCGACCAGUGGAACUGGCUCAAUAUUCGACACCACAAACGCCCAGAAAGCUCAACAAGAAUUAGCCUCCCAGAAGAAGACGAGUGUUUUCGGUAGCAAGUCCAACACACCCAAUACUACAGUCACAUCUACAUCCAGAAACGAUGAUACCGAAGAUGCUACUGAGGAAGGAGAUGGAGAGUACGAACCGGAAGUUGAUUUCAAACCAGUUAUCCCACUCCCUGACUUGAUUGAAGUGAAAACUGGAGAAGAAGACGAAGAGGUCAUGUUCACUGCCAGAUGCAAGCUCUACAAAUACUAUUCCGACCUUCAGGAGAAUAAAGAACGCGGUCUUGGAGAUAUUAAGCUUCUGAAAAGCAGGGACGGGAAGUACCGAAUCGUGAUGCGCCGUGAGCAAGUUCACAAACUGUGUGCCAAUUUCCGCAUUGACAAAUCAAUCAAAUUGAACCCGAAACCCAACUUGCCGAAUGUGCUCACCUUCAUGUGCCAGGACUUCUCUGAAGACCCAUCAAAUGCGGAUGCUGCUAUUUUCACCGCCAAGUUCAAGGAUGAGGCUACUGCUACAGCUUUCAAAACUGCGGUUCAAGAGGCACAAUCGACGAUGUGA
Caenorhabditis remanei is the source of this 2601-nucleotide messenger RNA. RefSeq lists its product as uncharacterized. The coding region runs from base 1 to 2601 and encodes 866 amino acids. The transcript has 8 exons. Gene Ontology annotation, cellular component: nuclear pore; cytoplasm. Lineage: Eukaryota; Metazoa; Nematoda; Chromadorea; Rhabditida; Rhabditidae. Gene Ontology annotation, molecular function: GTPase activator activity. Gene Ontology annotation, biological process: intracellular transport. The record is from RefSeq and is a predicted model, not a curated record.